Molecule: messenger RNA, 2700 nt
Organism: Etheostoma cragini (Arkansas darter)
Lineage: Eukaryota; Metazoa; Chordata; Actinopteri; Perciformes; Percidae
Exons: 4
Coding region: 801-2036 (411 amino acids)
Biological process (GO): negative regulation of MAPK cascade; protein dephosphorylation
Cellular component (GO): cytoplasm
Molecular function (GO): protein tyrosine/threonine phosphatase activity; MAP kinase tyrosine/serine/threonine phosphatase activity
Source: RefSeq, a predicted model, not a curated record
UUAGAGCGUUAUGCGCCGAGUUUUGCCUUCUAGGUAGUUUUCCUUUCCAAGACGCGUAUAAAUACUGCUCUCCUUUACAAUCCCUAACUACUUCCCUAACCUUCAACUAUUUUUACAAUAACAUAUUACCUGUACUGUUUGAUUCUGAGACUGUAAUGAGGUUUAACGGAACCUGGAAGACUAGUUUCAGGGAUUAUCUCCACUCUGGUCCGCUCACGGUGGUGAUGCCGCGGCUGGGCUGGUGAAGCGGUUCGGUAGCUAGCCAGCUAGCUAACAGCUAGUCACCAGAGCUCCGCAUGAAAUUGCCACAUUUGUGGAGUUUGUCACCGACGUUAGCCGGUGUUGUGUAGCCUGUAGCGGCUUCACGGAACACAAAAUGCGGUUGGGACGGCAAUGAGCUGCCGUACCCGCAGAGGACCGCGAGGAACGUCCGUUAUGCUAACCACCGGCGGUUAGUUAGCUUAGCUAGCUCGCUAACGCUUUUUUUUUUUUACAGAUAAUGUUAUAACCACUUAAGUCGUCAUGUUAGCCAUGUCCUCCAGUGUGGAUGCUUUGGUUUGUUGCGGUCAUGCUUCCCCCCCCUCGGGGCAGAAAUAACCAACAAUAACAACAUGACUCACACACAGUGAGUGAGCUAAUGCUAAUGUUAGCUUAGCUUAGCCUAGCCUAGCUUAGCUUAGCUGGUUGGUUGGGCAGCCGUGUCUGAAGCGAUGUGCGUCCGAUGGAGCUGAAGUGUUUCUCGGCUUGCCAAAGAUGACGGGCCGGGCUUUCGUGCCUCUUCUGUCAGCAGGAGGCGGAACAUGGACGCCGAGGAAGAAGAGUGCAACAAAGACCUGAGUGCACACAGACUGCUGGAUAAAAAGGUGCUCUGCAAGCACAAUGGCAGGAUCGGUAUAGUGAGGACUCUUCACAGCCUGUUGAAAACCCCAAACACUCUGCAGAUUCAGUCCAUCGCCCGCUCAGAAUGUGCUGGCUCCUGUCCAAAUUUGAUGAUGAGUAGGAGUGAUCACGCCGACGCGAGGCCCGUCCCCGUGGCCCUCACCCCCCAACUGCCCCCCCGAGCCCACCGGCCCCUCUGCAUGUCGGUGUCCUCCGACAGCAGCGGACGCUUCAGAGCUCUGGAGACGCAGGAGUGGAAGAACAACCUCAAAGCUCAGAUGGAGCAGGCCCACAGUGCAGGAGCAGCAAGCAGCACAGGGUCCCUGGAGCGAGCGUCCCUGUUCUGCGCCUCGGCCUCCACCGCGUCCAGCUCCAGCCUGUCCAGCCCGGUGGAGAUCCUCAACAAGAGCAAGUCCUCCAGCCGCUUCUCUCUGUUCUCGCCGCCCUGGAACAGCAGCUCGGAGUCCGAGUCCAAUCCCCCGUCCCGCUCGGGCUCCAAGAAGCUGCGCAACUACAGCAGGAGGGCCGCCACGGGGCCGGCGGGCGCCAGGGGCCCCGACACGCCCGAGCCCAAACCCGGCGGCCCCGAACACUUCCAGUUCACCGAGCCCGUCAUCUCCAAAGUGACGGACUACAUCUACGUCGGCAACCUGAACGCGGCGUACAACGGACGCACUCUGUGCCGCAACAACAUCGACAGCAUCAUCGACAUGAGCAGCGUGCCGGGGGAGCCGGGCCCCAGCCUGGACCUCAUACCGUGCACCUGCUCGCGCGGCACCCGCCACAGCUGGUCCCGCCUCAAGGUGGACAUCGGGGACGUGCCGGACGCCCUCGGCGACGGCCCGGCCCUGAAGCAGCGCUGCUUCGAAGACAUCAACGAGUGCAUCGACGCCUCCACCGAGAAGAGGAAGCGCGUCCUGGUCCACUGUCGGGACGGCUUCUCCCUGGCGCCGACGUGCAUCAUCCAGUACCUGAUGGUGAAGCAGAACAUGAGGCUGAUCGCCGCCUACGAGAUCCUGAGGGCCAAGUACCCGGUCAACAUCAGGGACUGCCACCAGAACGCGCUGGUGAGCCUGGAGCGGGCGCUGCGGCCCGGCGGCAACGUCGACCCAGAGUGCUUCAAACAGGCCAUCUCCCGCAGGGUGGCGUGGACCUGACUCGGUUUCCCAGCAUGCCGGGCUGCUGCUUAAGACUCCUUAUAGUCCCUCCCCUUCCUGUGGAGCCCCGUGGGACCUUAAUCUCCGAAAAAUAUGUACGAUAGGUAACGGGGAGAGACAAAUUAUCACUUAAUCCCGUUUGAAAUAAGACAUAAAUUUCUAGGUGUGGGAAAAAUAAAUAAAUAAAUUGAUUCUUAGAUGCAUUGCAGUUCUCACUAGAACGAUUCGAUUAGAUGCUAAGUUAAUACCAAUUAAUAAAAAAUAAGGUUUUUUUAAAGUAUUUAUUUUUAUAAAUGUGUUGAUUUGUGACACGUGCAGAUCAGAGAACAGUGACUGAAAGAGGACAGCAACUUAGUUUUUUAGGGGCAAGAAAGCAGAAAAACACACAUAAAAUGGCUAAAAGAAAACAAUUAAAGUUUUGUGUACAUACACAUGAUCUCAUUAGACAUAUUUAAAUAUUUCGGCAAAGCACAUAAAGGCUGUUAAUCUACUUUAUCACAUUACAUCUGAGAAGGUGACUAUGUGUUUAUGUACAAUAUCGAGUAUAUUAGCAUAUUCAUGACUUAUUUCAAACCGGAUCAGAUAAUUAUUUGUCUCUCUACGUUCAAUACAGUACAUUUUAUUUCUCAAAAUAUAGGAAAAGGGGAGGGAGUUCGCCUCUCUA